AUGGAUGCUGCUGAAGCAGUAAGGCUUAUUGAACAUAUACAUGCUGGAAUUUGUGGUACACAUAUGAAUGGGCUUACUUUGGCAAGAAAGGUUCUUCGAGCCGAUUAUUUCUUGAUAACUAUGGAGAGUGACUGUUGCAAAUUCGUACAAAAAUUCCACAAAUGUCAAGUGCACAACGAUUUGAUACGGGUGCCACCUCACGAACUUAACGCUAAAAGUUCACCAUUGCCAUUUUGGGUGGAAGCAGCCUCUUACAAGUCGGUAACCAAUAAAGUGGUGGCCAAUUUUGUCCGCAACAAUCUGAUAUGCAGAUUUGGAAUUGAAGAAUACAUCAUUAAUGAUAACGGUGAAAAUCUCAACAGUCAUUUAAUGAAAGAGAUAUGUGAGCAAUUUAAGAUUAUUCAUCGAAAGUCAACUACUGAUCGCCUCCAAAUGAACGGAGCUGUAGAGGACGCCAACAAGAAUAGCAAAAAGAUUUUGAGGAAAAUGAUUGACAACCAGCGAGGGUGGCAUGAAAUGUUGCCAUAUGCUCUACUAGGUUAUCUAACGAUGGUCAGAACAUUGACUGGGGCUACUCCAUACUUGCUAGUAUAUGAAACGGAGGCAGUCGUGCCUGUUGAAAUUGAGAUACCGUCAUUGAGGAUCAUCUAA
Messenger RNA from Solanum lycopersicum (tomato), 651 nucleotides. The record is from RefSeq and is a predicted model, not a curated record. Lineage: Eukaryota; Viridiplantae; Streptophyta; Magnoliopsida; Solanales; Solanaceae.